ACAACAACUUACCCUUCUCCCCACGAACACACACUCCGGCAACAUGGCAGAAGCACCGGUGCCACCAGAUGUACCUCACAGCGCCGUAAAGGCCACCUUGAGCGUUCUUGACCCCUCCGCUCACUCGCAGGCAACCCUCAAACUUGAGAAUACAGAAAAGAGAGACGCGCUCGUAGCGUCAGAAAAGAAGUAUCAGAAAAAAUGGGCCGAAGCACAUGUCUUCGAGCCUGACGCGCCCUCACUUUCCGAAGAGCCAUUUGACACAACCACUCCGGACGACCUGCACGCCAAAUACCCCAAGUAUUCAGCAAACUUCGCGUAUCCCUACAUGAACGGUUCCCUCCACGCAGGACACGGAUUCACAGCUUCGAAAGUCGAGUUCACCGUAGGAUUCCAGCGGAUGCUAGGCAAGCGCUCCCUCUUUCCUCUCGGAUACCACGUGACGGGAAUGCCAAUCAAGGCCUGCUCAGACAAGCUUGUCCGAGAGAUUGAGCAGUUUGGCAAGGACUUUUCAGGAUGCCAUGUGGACGACGUCAUCGAGGAAGGCCCUACGGAUGGCGCAGUUCCCCCAGCACCGACUCAAGCCGAAACCAAGACAGAUGUGACCAAGUUCUCUGCUAAGAAGGGCAAGGCCGUGGCGAAGUCUGUCAAGACAAAAUAUCAGUUCCAGAUCAUGCUUUCGCAAGGCAUCCCGGUAGAUGAUAUCUACAAAUUUGCCGAUCCAUAUCACUGGAUACAGUACUUCCCGCCAAUCGCCAAGAGGGACCUGGAGUCAUUUGGAGCUCGAAUCGAUUGGCGGAGACAGUUCGUCACGACGGAUGCAAACCCCUACUACGACUCUUUUGUCCAGUGGCAAAUGAGAAAGCUUAAAGAGAUGGGGAAAAUCAUCUUUGCGAAGCGGUACACCGUAUACUCCCCGAAGGACGGCCAGGCUUGUCUAGACCACGACCGGCAAUCAGGAGAGGGAGUCGGCGUUCAGGAAUACACUGCCCUCAAGAUGAUGGUCAAGGAAUGGUCCGAGCCAGCGUCGAAAAAGCUUGAAGGCAAGCUUUCGGCAGAUGCCAAGGUCUACUUCAUCCCAGCCACCCUUCGCCCAGAAACGAUGUAUGGUCAAAUAUCUUGUUUCGUCGGUCCGAAUGUCGAUUACGGUAUCUUCCAGGUUUCCCCUUCGGAAUGCUUCGUCUGCAGCGACCGAGCGGCGAGAAAUAUGGCGUUCCAGGGUACCUUUCCGGAGUGGGGCAAGUUUCCCAAGAUCGAGUCUUUCAAAGGAAAGGAGUUAAUCGGUACGCUGGUCAACGCGCCCCUCUCUGUCCACACAGAAGGAGUUCGAAUCCUUCCUAUGGAGACUGUAAAGGACACAAAGGGCACAGCCGUCGUUACCUGCGUACCUAGCGAUUCUCCUGACGACUACAUCACCUCUUUGGACUUAGCCAAGAAAGCGGAGUACUAUGGAAUCCAGAAAGAGUGGGUCAAGUUCGACGACAUCCUACCCAUAAUAUCUAGCCCCUAUGGGGAUCUCACGGCGAAGAAAUUGGUCGAAGAGAUGAAGAUCCAGUCACCGAAGGACACCAAAAAGCUCGAAGAGGCGAAAGAGAAGGCCUACAAGUCUGGAUUUUAUUCGGGAACCAUGAUCUAUGGCGAGUUCAGCGGGAAAAAGGUUGAGCAAGCAAAAGAUCUGGUACGAAAGAAGCUCAUCGACUCUGGAGACGCGUUUCCCUACGCCGAGCCUGAUGGAAAAGUCAUCAGCAGGAGCGGUGACGACUGCGUUGCCGCGCUGUUGGACCAAUGGUUUCUGAAGUACGGCACUGGAGACAAUGGAGGCGACGCCGAGUGGGCCCAACAGGUCCUAGAUCAGAUCAAAGCCAUGGAUCUCUACUAUCCUGAAGCCCAGCAUGCCUUUACACAAGUCGUCGCCUGGCUUGGCAACUGGGCAUGUGCACGGAGUUAUGGCCUAGGAUCGAAGCUGCCUUGGGACCCCUCUGUAAUGGUCGAGUCCCUUUCGGAUUCCACGAUUUAUCAGGCUUACUACUCGUUUGCCCAUCUGCUCCAUCGAGAUCUCUUUGGAAAAGAGGCUGGGCCGCUUGGUGUCAAGCCAGAGCAGCUGACAGACGAUAUCUGGGACUAUGUCUUUGCUCGCCGCGAUCGAGGAGACCUGCCUCAGUCAGAAAUCCCGCAGGAAGCGCUCAAAACCCUGAGGCGCCAUUUCGACUAUUGGUAUCCACUCGACAUGAGAACAAGCGGUAAGGACUUGAUUCAAAAUCACCUUACCUUCAACCUCUACGUCCACACUGCUAUCUUCGACAAAAGCAACUGGCCGCGAAGCUUCCGCGUCAAUGGACAUCUGAUGCUCAACGGGGAGAAGAUGUCCAAGUCCACUGGCAACUUCCUGACAAUCCAAGGCGCAGUAGAGAAAUUCGGCGCGGACGCUACUCGAGUCGCUCUCGCGGACGCGGGAGACGGUAUCGAAGACGCCAAUUUCGAAGAGACAGUUGCAAACGCAAGCAUUCUGAAGCUGUUCGAGCUCCGUAAGUGGUGCGAAGAGCUCUCACGUGACCCCGUCAUCGCGGAAGACGGCGAAAAGUACAGGUAUAUCCGAGACAACGAGCGCAUAAAGAAUAUCGACACCAUUCUGCGCAAGUCUGGGAGCCCGCGGCAGCUUUGGGACGACAUCUUCGACAAUGAGAUGAACGCCCUAGUUGUGGAAACCAAGGAGCACUACAUUAAGACGUUCUACAAGGCGGCUCUCAAGUCCGGAUAUUACGACUUCACGGCAGCACGAGAUUUCUACCGCGAGGUGACCAAGGCGGCCGGUCUCGGGAUGCACGAAGAUCUCGUAAAGCGUUACAUCGAACUCCAGGCGCUCAUGCUCACCCCAAUCGCGCCGCAUUGGGCAGAUUACAUCUGGCAGGAGGUCUUGAACAAACCAGACACUAUUCAGAACGCCUUGUGGCCGGAGGUUCCAGAGCCUGAUGCUUCCCUGACUGCGGCGCGAGAGUUCGUGAGGUCUACUCAGUCGAACAUCACGUCUGCGGAGGGACAAGCUGUGAAGCGUCUGGCGAAGGGCAAAGCCGCUCUGUUCGACCCAAAGAAAGAGAAGAAAAUCACGAUCUUCUCGGCAAAGUCGUGGCCUAAGUGGCAGAAGAAAUACAUCGACCUCCUCCGCACCUCAUACCCCAAUAUUGACAUCAAAGCCCUCAGCAAAUCCAUCGACAAGUCAGAAUCAAAGAAAGCCAUGCCCUUCAUCAACAACCUGAAGCGGCGCCUCGACAACGGCGAGUCCCCCGAUGCCGUCCUCAAUCGCCAGCUUGCCUUCGACGAGCUCGAUAUACUGCGCGCUAUGGUGUCAGGUCUUAAGGCUACAGUGCAGAAGUGCGUUCAAGUCGAGAUCGUGUCGGUCGAAGAGGGUGGCAAGGCGGGCACCGUAGUCAAUGAGGAUGGUACUGAGGGCGCGAAGAAGACCGAGUUACCGCUGACUGCGAUGAAUGCGGAGCCUGGGAGCCCAAGCUUUGCGUUUGAGAACGUGGAGAAUUUGCCUCUGCGAUAGGCGACCGGGACAACGCAGUCCGGGCUUUGAGCGGCGAGUCGUGACAUGGAAAUGCGCGAACGACGACCGGUUUACGAUCUGAUAGACGCGGAUUUUCGCGGAUGGUUAUGGUGUAUGCAUUGACGACAGCAGCUGGGACGUUUCACGAUAGAUAGACUCGACAAUCACAAAAGCUCUUUUGUCCCUUG
This is a messenger RNA of Trematosphaeria pertusa, 3732 nucleotides long. Its product is annotated as leucyl-tRNA synthetase. Lineage: Eukaryota; Fungi; Ascomycota; Dothideomycetes; Pleosporales; Trematosphaeriaceae. Bases 44 to 3544 code for a protein of 1166 amino acids. Gene Ontology annotation, biological process: leucyl-tRNA aminoacylation. The transcript is spliced from 2 exons. The record is from RefSeq and is a predicted model, not a curated record. Gene Ontology annotation, molecular function: ATP binding; aminoacyl-tRNA deacylase activity; leucine-tRNA ligase activity.